Messenger RNA from Lodderomyces theae, 936 nucleotides. Its product is annotated as DNA-directed RNA polymerase I subunit. Gene Ontology annotation, biological process: DNA-templated transcription; DNA-templated transcription initiation. The record is from RefSeq and is a predicted model, not a curated record. The transcript has a single exon. Gene Ontology annotation, cellular component: RNA polymerase I complex. Lineage: Eukaryota; Fungi; Ascomycota; Pichiomycetes; Serinales; Debaryomycetaceae. Bases 1 to 936 code for a protein of 311 amino acids.
AUGUCAGACGUGAAGAGAAAGAAUAUAGACCACCACAAAACAGCACCUUCCAAGAGAUCAAAGACGGUCAGAUCUAAAAACCCAGUCAAUUCAGAUACUCAACUUUCCGAAUGCUUUAAAACUGUUUCUUCUUCACUUUACGUUUCCUUGGCUCCUGCAUUCAAUGAUGACCCGGUGUUGGGAAUCAAGCAACAACACCUAGAUCCAUUGGUGAUGAGGUUUCAUCCGAAGUUGAAAGGUGUCAUACUAUCCUAUUCAGAUAUAGAAUUGGAAACUGAAGCCCAGGAUCAAAACCUUGCUAAAAUAGAAAACUCCUCGCCAUUCACUUUCCUUUGGGUUAAUGUACUGUUCUUAAUUUGGAGUCCUGGUGUAGGCGAUGUUUUGGAAGGUGACAUCUUUAUCCAAACUCCAUCACAUUUGGGAUUGUUGAUUUGCGAUGUUUUCAAUGCGUCGAUUAAAAAGUUCAACAUUCCUAUGGGGUGGAGCUUUACUAGCAGCCAGCAAGACGAAGUGGUUGGAAAUGAUGAUAAAAAGACCUAUGGGUAUUGGAGUGACGAAAAUGGACAGAAAGUUGAUGGGAAAUUGAAAUUCACCAUUAAGAAUGUCUACACGACCGGAAGAGUCAUUAGCAUUGAAGGUACGUUGAUUACGCCUGGUGAGGAAAGAAACGCCCAACCAGUUUAUGAACAAAAGAGCACUCCAAAGUCCGUGGCUGGCAGUGGAAAGCACAAGAAGUUUGACGAUGACGAUGGCGAUGACGAGGAGGUUGGUGGCGGCGCAGUCACUACGACUGAAAUCGCCGAGCCUGAUGAAAAUGAAGAGUUACCUGUUUACAUCAAUGAAAGUGAAGAUGCAGACGAAAACGAAAACGAAAACGAAGAUGGGGAAGUUGUAAACAGGUCUGACUCAGCUGAAGAUGAAGUAGAAUCCGAUUAA